UGACCACGCCGACGAAGCAGUUUGAACUCCGAACGCCGGUCCUUGUGGUGCUCCGCGAAGUUCGCUCCCCUCGUGAAAUUCAGAAUUGGCGAGUCAAGGAGUCGGAAGUUUAGUGGAAUUCUCCGAGCUUCCGCCACGUUCGUUUUGAAUUCAUCCUUUGUGUGCCGGUCGUUUUCCAUUACAAAUGAUUUGAGGAUCCCUAAUAAUAAAACUUUUCUAAACAACACCGUAUACCGGAUGUGAAUCCGUCGUAUAAAUACUACACAUCGCGUUGAGCGGAUUACAAGUUAAGUGAUUCGCUUAUCUCAGUGACAAUUCGAGAGCGGUGUCAACGGUUUUUGUAUCAGAGGUGAAAAUGGGACUGAAAAAGUUCAAAAUAAUUUUAGACAGUCCGGUGUUCUUUGCGGGUCAAACAGUGAGAGGAAAACUGCGCCUGACGUUGGAUAAGCCAACAAAGAUUCGCGGAAUAAAAUUGAAGUACAGCGGCGAUGGAAGAGUUCGGUGGACGGAGAUACACAUGAUAAACGGAAGUCCGGCCACUUACACCUACUCCGAUGACGAGACUUACUUCAAACACGAGGAAAUCGUUUUCAGUAGCUUUGACCUCAAAGAUGAACUCGACGCUGGAGAGCAUGUAUUCGACUUUGAGUCAGACUUGCCAAAGCAUUUGCCAAACAGUUUCGAAGGUCGGUAUGGGCGAAUUAGAUACUCUGUGAAAGGGGUGAUCGAUGUGCCGAAAAAACUGACGUCCAAAACAAAAGUGCCAUUCACUGUAGUUUCGCUCCUUGACCUCAACAAGGACCCGAUCGCGGCGAAUCCAGUAAACGAGGAAAAAGUUAAAACCUUCUGGGGCCACCUCAAGCCUCUGACGGUAAAAUUGUCUCUUCCAGUGCGUGGUUAUGUGCCUGGACAAGUUAUUCCCGUCAAAGCGUUGGUGACCAAUGACACAGGGGUUGAAAUUAAGAAGCUUCGAGUACAACUGAAGAAGAUCACAAAUUUUCACACUAAAUUGAAGACUCAGGAGGUGAAGGAGGUGAUAACCGAGUGUGACUUGCACUUGGAACAUGGCCAUGGUAAGGAGGAGGCUUCGAUUGAUCUUAAAGUACCAGCCCUGCCACCUUCACGGAUGGAGUACUGCAAGAUCAUAGACAUAGAUUACAAGGUGAUCGUUGAGGCUUGCGUUGAGAGCUGGUACCACAAGAACAUGAAGACUGUGACCGAUAUCGUGAUCGGUUCGGUGCCCUUGCUCUGCUAUCAGAUCCCAGUGGCUGCUUUUCCUCUCUCGAGGUCACCGCCAACCCUACAUUCCGAGUUUCGUCCUCUCGGUGAUCAGCCACCCGCGCAAGUCGCGUCACAACCUUACCAAGACAUCUACGGUGGCGAAGUCGCGACUCCGAUUUACGAAGAAACGAUGGAGUACCCGUCGGAGAAGAGAGAAAAGCAUAAAAAGAAGGAGAAAGAGGACGGGGAUCAGAGUGCGAAGGCGGAAAAUGUAGGCAUCGAAGAUGCCGACAGCGAUGGGGAGGUGACGAGCUUCGCUCCAUUGUAUCCAGUUUUCAAAUUUGGAACCCGGAACAAUGACGCAUCAUAGAACGGGGGUCGAAGCCUUGUUUGCUUUCCUAACACGUCACAUACUCGAUUUACGUCUACACGCGUCAUUGCUUAAGAAUUCCCGUCCGGUCGGUAUUUCGAAACCUGUCAGCCAAUAUUUUCCUGCGAAGUACCGUUUAAUGUGUAUUGUAUGCACGUACGUAUGUUUUUAUGUAUGUAUAUAUUUAUGUUCUCCACAUUUUUCUUAAUAUCUAUUCAUUACAAAGGAUAAAUAAAAACCUCAAU
Molecule: messenger RNA, 1836 nt
Organism: Neodiprion fabricii
Lineage: Eukaryota; Metazoa; Arthropoda; Insecta; Hymenoptera; Diprionidae
Product: arrestin domain-containing protein 3-like
Exons: 6
Coding region: 356-1591 (411 amino acids)
Biological process (GO): protein transport
Cellular component (GO): cytoplasm
Source: RefSeq, a predicted model, not a curated record